AUGGUUCAAACAAUCGUGAGUCGAUUCAAAUUAGAUGAAGAAACUCAAACUUUCAUCUGCACAGUACCCAUGUUUCAUAUCUACGGUUUAGCAGCUUUUGCCACGGGUAUAUUAGCCGCCGGCUCUACAAUAGUAAUCCUAUCAAAAUUCGAGAUGGAUGAAAUGUUAAUGGCUAUACAGAAAUACUCUGCCACUUAUUUACCAUUAGUGCCGCCAAUUCUGGUGGCGCUGGUGAAUAGAGCGGCAGCGAUCAAGAGGAAAUACGAUUUAAGAAGCUUGCAUUCUGUCUUGUGUGGUGGAGCGCCUUUAAGCAGGGAGGUGACAGAGGGUUUCCUGGAUAAGUAUCCGAAUGUAACAAUAUUGCAGGGAUAUGGGUUGACGGAAUCAACAGCUAUCGGUGCCUCGACGGACUCUUUGGAGGAGAGCAGCCGGUACGGCACUGCGGGGCUGCUGUCACCGUGCAUGGAGGCAAAGAUUGUGGAUCCAGAGAGUGGCAAGGCGCUGCCGGUGAAUCGCACCGGCGAGCUUUGGCUGAGGGGGCCCUCCAUUAUGAAAGGUUAUUUUAGCAAUGAAGAGGCUACGGCAUCAACCCUAGAUUCAGACGGAUGGUUAAGAACUGGAGAUCUGUGCUAUGUCGAUGAGGAUGGAUUCGUUUUUGUGGUUGAUCGGUUGAAGGAGCUGAUCAAGUACAAGGGCUACCAGGUUCCUCCAGCAGAAUUAGAUGCUUUGUUACUCACUCACCCGGAUAUUACUGAUGCAGCUGUUAUACCGUUCCCGGAUGAGAAGGUUGGACAAUUUCCCAUGGCAUAUGUGGUGAGGAAAACAGGCAGUUAUAUAUCGGAGAGUGCAGUCAUGGAUUUUAUCGCUAAACAGGUAGCACCAUACAAGAAGAUUCGACGAGUGGCAUUCACAGCGUCCAUUCCAAAAAAUCCCUCAGGCAAGAUUCUUAGGAAGGAUCUGAUAAAGCUUGCUGAAUCAAAACUAUGA
Messenger RNA from Fraxinus pennsylvanica, 987 nucleotides. NCBI's taxonomy places the organism in Eukaryota, Viridiplantae, Streptophyta, Magnoliopsida, Lamiales, Oleaceae. The record is from the annotation of a GenBank genome assembly.